Messenger RNA from Aureobasidium pullulans EXF-150, 2109 nucleotides. RefSeq lists its product as uncharacterized. Gene Ontology annotation, biological process: regulation of DNA-templated transcription; DNA-templated transcription. Lineage: Eukaryota; Fungi; Ascomycota; Dothideomycetes; Dothideales; Saccotheciaceae. Bases 1 to 2109 code for a protein of 702 amino acids. The record is from RefSeq and is a predicted model, not a curated record. The transcript is spliced from 3 exons. Gene Ontology annotation, molecular function: DNA-binding transcription factor activity, RNA polymerase II-specific; DNA binding; zinc ion binding.
AUGGAGUCCGCCCACACAAAACAGUCUACCACUCCCACGGCAUCGGGCGCUGUGCCUCUAUCGUGUACCUUGUGCAGGAAACGUAAGAUCAAGUGUGACAAGCAGAAUCCAUGUUCGAACUGCGUGACGGCUCAAAAGGAAUGUGUUCCUGUCGUUCGCGCCAGGUUGCCUCGUGGGAGAAAUGGAGGUCGCAAAGGCAUAAAUGCAGAACUACGCAAUAGAAUCAACCGUCUGGAAGGCCUUGUUCAGUCUCUCAAUUCUGGCCUGGUACCGAAUAGCACGAGUGUAGAAGUCGAAACACAAAAGACACAAAUCGAGAGCGAGACGCGAGCUUCGAGUUUUUCUGGACCAUCGACUUCGAGGCAACCACUGCAUGACUCACGAGAGGCAACUCCAGAUACUACAAGAUGGCCAUUAGGCUCGACUCUCUGGACUCAAUUGGCUCACGAACUCAAUGAUAUUCACGCAGUACUCGAUAACGAAGACGACGACAACGAUAAAGAUGAAGAAAUCGACUCAAGCCCUCCAUCCAUGUCUGCGGAUAGCGGCGCCACUCCCAAAGAUAUGCUUUUCACCUCCCAGCCAGCCACUACUCUCGCCCCGGUCGUGUCCGACAAUGAUAUUGUAGAAUACCUUAGGAUCUUCCGGCGAAAUGUCGACUACAUCUUAAAAUUUGUACAUAUGCCCAGCUUCGAGAAGCUCUUGACUGCAAAGGAACCAUAUUUGGGACAUCCGGCAGACAGCCCUGGCACUCAAGCCCUCAUGGCGAGCGCUUUCUAUGCCUGCAUAUGCAGUAUCAGUAACUCACAUUGCCUGCUUGCCUUCAACAAGACAAAGGAAGUCUUGAGAACCGAAUGGCAACAGACCACCUUUCAGUAUCUAGCAAAAGUCGAGAUCGUCAAGACUCCCAGCUUGGUGUCCCUUCAAGCAUUAUUGCUCUAUAUCGCGGCGUUGAGAUCGCAUCAAGACGAUCAGCAAAGUUGGAUGCUAAUAUCUCUAGCGGUGAGAACAGCGCACUCUUUGCAGUUGCAUCGGGAAGAGUCCUACAAUUCACUACCUUGGGGCCGAGCUGAACUACGUCGACGCACUUGGUUUACGUUAAAAGCACUGGACUACCAAGCCGCCAUGGACCGAGGAAGCGAUCUGGCCAUUGUAGGAGACGGCUGGACGACGAAGGUUCCUACCAAUUGUAUCGACUCAGACUUUGCACUCGAUGCCCGCGCACCUCCACCAAGUAGUGGGCCUUGUACCAGCAUGGUAUUCUACGCAAUUCACUGUCACAGCAAUUGGCUCUUACGCAAGCUCAACUGGAUACUUCCAGGAGAGGCGGAGAGACCGGCCACACCAAUUCAGAGCUCGUGGAGUGCAAGACAAGAGGCAAUAACUAGUCUUGAGCGCACCUUGGACGAAGACAUUCUCUCACAUAUCCAAGGACAUGAUGUCUUCCGCUUCGCGUGCAUCAGCUUUACCAAGGUCCUCAUCAGAUGCGCGCAAUUGUAUGCCGUACGACCACUUCAACGACACCCUGAUCUGACACUGCCUCCUCCUGAGCAUUUGAACAUCUUGCUUCUUGCUGUGGAGGCACUUGAGGUCAAGCGCGGGCUGUUGAGCGAAACCACCGAGCCAUGGCAUUGGGUCAUCAAGGGAUUCGUGGAUUGGCAUGGCUUGGCCGUUCUGCUUGCAGAGCUAUGCAAUCCGGAUCAAUAUGACGCGCAGAGCUUAGAGAGAGCGUGGAACAUCGCACUUGUCUCUUUUGACGAACUCUCUGGCCAAAUCGCGGAAGGAGUCCAAGGUCCGCUUUGGAGGCCGAUAAAGAAGUUGAUGCGGAUUGCGCAAAAGAAACGUCAGGAGAGAUUGGUGCCGCCUACUACGACGUUAUUAGGGCCAACAGGCAACGGUUUGGACGACUUGUCUGCGUACACGACAUCGGCAAUGGGCCUCAUGGCUAUGAAUUCGACUGUCGACAUCAAUCAGGGAUGGAAUCCCGCACCGCUCGAUCCUCUACAAGGCUCCUGGUUCAAUUGGCAGUCUUUCACAGACGACUUGACACUGAAUAAUGGAUACGGCUGGGGUUCAAUGGAUUUCGAUCCUGUGUUCGAGAGCAUGUGA